Messenger RNA from Suncus etruscus (white-toothed pygmy shrew), 1119 nucleotides. RefSeq names its product solute carrier family 25 member 48 (gene SLC25A48). The coding region runs from base 136 to 1119 and encodes 327 amino acids. NCBI's taxonomy places the organism in Eukaryota, Metazoa, Chordata, Mammalia, Eulipotyphla, Soricidae. Gene Ontology annotation, molecular function: transmembrane transporter activity. The record is from RefSeq and is a predicted model, not a curated record. Gene Ontology annotation, biological process: transmembrane transport. The transcript has 7 exons. Gene Ontology annotation, cellular component: mitochondrion.
ACUGGCUCAGAACUACGCGCGCCCCAAACCCAGUUUGAAGUAAGACCUAUCGGGCACUCGCCCUGUCUGCUUUCCUCCUCCCUCCGGUCGCCCCCCCCCCGAACUGGGGGUCCAUGAACCGCAGGCACUGACUAAAUGGGCACGGAGCCACUGACGGGUGGGCAAGGCGCUGCGGCUCCAGCCAUGGGCAGCUUCCAGCUGGAAGACUUUGCAGCCGGCUGGAUCGGAGGUGCUGCCAGCGUCAUCAUUGGCCACCCUCUGGACACGGUCAAGACACGCCUGCAGGCUGGUGUCGGCUAUGGAAACACCCUCCACUGCAUCCACACUGUGUAUAGGAGGGAGAGUAUCUUUGGCUUCUUUAAGGGCAUGUCCUUCCCCCUCGCCAGCAUCGCCAUCAACAACUGUGUGGUGUUUGGGGUCUUCAGUAACACAGCGCGCUUCCUCAGUCAGCACCACAGCAACAUGCCAGAGGCCAGCCUGUCCCCUGCCUUGUCCCACCUGCUCCUGGCCAGCAUGGUGGCAGGAGCAGUGUCUGUUGGAAUGAGCACGCCUGUGGACCUCAUCAAGAUCCGGCUGCAGAUGCAAACACAGCCAUUUCGGGAAGUCCACCUCCAUUCAAAGACUCAGACUGUGGCUCUUGGAGAGGGGCCUGCCUACAAGGGGCCUGUGCACUGCAUCACUACCAUCCUGCGCACCGAGGGCCUGGCUGGGCUAUACCGGGGCCUCAAUGCCAUGCUGCUGAGGGACAUCCCAGGCUAUUGCCUCUACUUCAUCCCCUAUGUUUUCCUCAAUGAGUGGAUCACACCUGAGGGUAGCUCAGGCCCCAACCCCUACUCUGUGUGGCUGGCAGGUGGUGUGGCAGGAGCAAUUUCUUGGGGAACUGCGACUCCUAUGGAUGUUGUGAAAAGUCGACUCCAAGCUGAUGGAGUUUAUUUAACCAAAUACAGAGGUGUCCUAGACUGUAUUUCCCAGAGUUACCAGAAGGAAGGGCUUCAAGUGUUUUUCAGGGGCAUCACAGUCAACAUGGUCCGAGGCUUCCCCAUGAGUGCAGCCAUGUUCCUGGGCUACGAGCUCUCACUGAAGGCCUUCCGCAGGGACCACGGAGUUCCCAGCCCCUAG